AUGACUAAGGACCUUAAAGACAAACUGGGGUUAUCAGUAAUUGGUAGAGAGUCACUUCUAAUCAAAACCUUUGGUGAGUCUGACGCCAGGCUACGAACAUGUGAAAUUGUUCAAGUGGGUAUCAAAACCAGAUGCGAUGCAAUUGUGUACAUUCAAGCCUAUGUGGUGCCAGUCAUAUGUGGCCCUCUGACCCAACAACCCACAGAGCUUGCUCAGUCUAGCUACGAACAUCUGCAUGACCUCAGUUUAGCCGACAGGUGUGGCGGCAGAGAUUUGCCCAUCAGCAUUCUCAUUGGUGCUGAUUAUUAUUGGUCAUUGGUCGAAGGUACUAUUGUGAGAGGUGCACCGUGGGAACCUGUUGCUCUUGCUACAAAGCUAGGAUAUGUCCUCUCCGGACCCACUAUGAUUGUGUCUAACCGUGACAAUGGUAACACUGUGAAUCUUACUGCGACGCAUGUACUGAAAGUGGAAGCAAGUGUCGUCGGUCAAGAUGAACUUGCCUCUGAACUUGGAAAAUUCUGGGACUAUGAGUCACUUGGCAUUCGAGAUAAAGGUUCGUCUCUGUAUGACAAAUUUGUUAGCGAAGUUGAAUUCACUGAAGGAAGAUAUCAAGUACAGCUACCUUUCAAAGAGGACCAUGAGCUGCUUCCAGAUAAUUUUGCUUUGUGCAAAUCAAGGUUGGUCUCACUACUGAAACGUCUGAAAUUAAAGCCCGAGAUGUUAAAGCACUAUGAUGAUGUCAUCCAAGAUCAGCAACAACAAGGAAUUGUGGAACCUGUGGAUCAAGGUGUCAACAAUGGUGUGGGAAAAGUACAUUACAUUCCUCAUCAUGAAGUGAUUCGCGUGGACAAGGACACCACAAAACUUCGUAUUGUUUAUGAUGCCAGUGCACGAUCAGGAAAGAACACAUCAAGUCUCAAUGACUGUUUGUAUGCUGGUCCACCACUAUCUCCCCUCAUCUAUGACAUCCUCCUGAGGUUCCGGGCUCACAAGACAGCCCUCAUAGGAGACAUUGAGAAAGCUUUUCUAAAUGUUUCAGUUCACCCCAAAGAUCGUGACUAUCUUCGUUUCCUGUGGGUUGAUGAUGUCACAAGCAGCCACCCGAACCUACAAGUUUAUCGAUUUGCAAGAGUUGCAUUUGGCGUCUCCGCAAGUCCGUUCCUAUUGAAUGCAACAAUUCGUCAUCACUUGACUUCUGCUGACAUCCCCAAAGAAUUUGCUGAGAGAGUUCUGAAAAGUCUGUAUGUGGAUGACUUUGUUGGUGGAGAUGAUUCUGACAAUUCUGUUUUCGAGAUGUAUGAGAAUCUGAAGUCAUCCUUCAAGAGCGGAGGCUUCAAUAUGAGAAAAUGGGUCUCCAACUCUGAAGCCCUUCAGGAAAGAAUUGAACAAUCUGAAAGCCAGUCUUCUCAAGUUACAAGCAAGUCUGUCAAGGAGCACCCUGUUCAAGAGGAAGAUCAAACCUUCUCGAGUUCCCUGUUUGAGACGUCAAAGAACCCCAGCACAGCAAAACUGAAAGUACUGGGAGUUGGAUGGGAUAGACGAAAUGAUUUGUUACUCUUGGAUCUGGCCUCUCCACUAGAAACUAGCAAUACUUGUCCAGUUACGAAGAGAGCAAUUCUUGGUACAACAAGCAAGUUGUAUGAUCCCCUGGGACUAAUUAGUCCAGUCAUCAUUCUACUGAAGAUCAUCUUUCAAUCUAUUUGCAAGACAAGAGUGGGUUGGGAUGACCCCGUGGAUUCAUUCAUCCAUGAACAGUGGUUAAAGCUUGUUCAAGAUGCUAAGAAGGUGGGGGUGGUGGAAGUGAGGAGACACUACCACCUUGGCUUGUCAUUAGGAGAUUUACAAAGCAUUCAACUCCAUGGUUUUGCGGAUGCAA
Orbicella faveolata is the source of this 1876-nucleotide messenger RNA. RefSeq lists its product as uncharacterized. Gene Ontology annotation, biological process: DNA integration. NCBI's taxonomy places the organism in Eukaryota, Metazoa, Cnidaria, Anthozoa, Scleractinia, Merulinidae. The record is from RefSeq and is a predicted model, not a curated record. Gene Ontology annotation, molecular function: nucleic acid binding; zinc ion binding.